GACAGAUGUGUCGGUCAAUCCCGCCCAUUUUCGGUUGACUAUGACGUCAGGAAGGAGGCGCGGCAUGUUUGAAUGUUGACAGCAGUAGCUCGCGUGGACACAAAAGUAGCGACCAAGCGUUUAUCCGUUUAGCAAUUGUCCAUACAUUCAUACUUGAAAGUGGCCGAUUUAACUCUACAAUGAGGAGGAGAAGCAGCACUAACGGCAGCAGGAGAAGCUCUAUUACGAAACAACGAAGUGAUAAUCGAAGUUUUGACGAAUUCGGUUUUGCCCUAACUAAAAGAAAGGACCAAAAGCUCUAUCAUCGAUGUCACGAUUACAGAUACCCCCAGAUGAGCCCAGCCAGGGUCAAGGAACUGUGUGAGCUCCUUAGCUACUGGAAGUGCGGCAGCUUCAUCUGCAGAAGUCAGAUAGAACGCUAUAUCAGGAUGGGUAUUCCUCCUAGUUUACGAGGUCGGGUGUGGAAGUGUCUGCUCGGCAUUGACAGCCAGAGAGAAACCAGUGACUUUAACUACCAGAGCUGCUUGUCAGAGGUGCGGGGUCCCCUGGUGGAUCUGGGGGUCAGUGAGUAUGGUAUCCUCUCUGCUAUAGCCACGCUGAGCGACACCCAGAAUGACCUCGGAUCAACCGAUCAGCCGCUUUCCAGUGGCCUGGACCCAGGUUACUCCAGGGAUGACGUCACGCUAUUUCGACAGAUCGCUCUUGACCUGCAGCGUUCGUUCCCGUCCCACCGCUCCCUGAUGGGGGACAGUCCUGAGGCCAUCGAGGGUCAGGCCAAACUCUUCAGGGUCCUCAUCGCCUAUGCCAAGUACAACCCAAAGAUCGGAUACAGCCAAGGGAUGUCCUACCUAGCUGCAGUGCUGCUGAUGCAGUUGGGAGAGGAAGAAGCCUUCUGGGCCCUGGUGGUUCUGCUGGAUAAGCCCAAAUACCUGGCCCAGCUGUUUGACCUCAACCUCACCGAGGUCCAGCAUCAAGUGAAGGUGAUUCAUUAUUUCCUGAAGCAUAGGAAGCCACAGCUCUCACAGCACUUGGAGUCCAUGGGUGUGUCCUCGGUGCACUUCAUCAUGCCCUGGCUGCUGACCCUCUUUACCUCUCUGCCCUGCUGGGACUCUGUGCUUGCUGUAUGGGACCUCAUCAUGCUCAACGGUGUGUGUGUGGUGUUUCAGACCUCUCUGGCCAUCAUGGAGCUCCUGGAGCCUCUUCUGCUGGUUCUGAAUGAUGAGACCACGGUGCUGCCACUGCUCCUCAGAGUCCCUGUCAACAUUGCCCAGUACUCCGUUUUGGUGCCAGCCCUAUGGAGCACGGAGGUCCAAGACUGGGAAAUAAAGUGCAUGAGCAGCCUGGUGCUGGACGACACACUGCACGGACCUACUGCUGAGAGGCCAAGACCAGAGGCUCAUUUAAUAAAUCCGAUCCACGAUGAGGAGCACAAGGAGAAGGAGAACAUCGCAACCCCUUCCCAGCAAGAACAGAAGGCAGGGAAGGGGGCAGUGGGCGGGGCUAAGGGUGUGUUGACCCGGCUGAUGCGGCUAGCUCAGCGCAACCUCCUGGACCCAGCAACGCGCUGGAGGGCGGAGCGGAAGACCCCGGCCAGGCCGACCAGCCCUGUGCCGGGGCCCUUCCACCACAAGGGCCGCGUCUCCGCCUCGCUCACCAAAGCCCGGGCCAAAUCCAGGAGGCGGUGCAUGCAUAGGGGUGGUUCCCACUGUACUCCAGUGGGAGGGGCCAGCGAUGACGUUGCCGUGGCGCCCACACCCGGAAUGGAUGCAGCCGUUGCCAACAAAGAAGUCAGGCCGGAGCGAGCGUUCAAGAGAACCAGCACGGGGCCCGUCGGCAAGGUGGCCCGUCGCCGCAGCAACAGCGGAGUCGUCCAGCCAAUAAGAGCCAAGUCCUUCCAGUCGCCGGGCAGCGUGAAGCCGACUGCACGGGACACACGCCGCCCGGCUCCCUCCUCGUCGGCGCUACCGCCGUCUCUCCGAAGCGUCACUUUCCCAGCAUGCACUCCUCCGUCACGGCGCCCGGCGAGCUCGGCCCAGCCGGGAGUGGGACGGCCAGCGACGCCGGCCACGCCCAGGACGGCUCUCAUCAGGGAGCUGUCUUCCAGGCAUCAGUCCAUGGUUCCCUUUAGGAACGCCCAGGAAUCCCAGUUGAUCUGAGGCUAAAGAAAGACCGUAUGGAUGGAGAGGUGCUGAAGACGGAGGGAGGCAACACACCACUGCACUGAAUAGUAUUUUUUAUGAAGAUAACUUCUUAAUAAGACACUUUUGUUAGGGGAAAUUAUUAAUAGAAAGUUUUAUAGAAAUCCAAUCUAAUUUGAUGGACCACUGGUCUUUGUGUGGCUUAGAAAUCCUGUAAGGAAUUGAGGUUUACAUUUUCUAGUUAGGGUUUUGAAAUAUCCUCUUUGUAUUGGAUAUAAUAUUUCCUUUUGUACAUUGAGAAGCUUAAUUUAAAUUUCUCAGUUUGAACGGGAAUACACAUGGAAUUCCUUGUUUGUGUGUGCAUGUCUGCAUCGUGAUUAUGUUGUAUGUUUCCCUACCAGAGCUUGUUCAUUCAUGUAUGUGCACGCAUGUUUGCCCACGGUCAUUUGCACACUAUGAGGGGUUUUCAGCUAGAAUUCACUGGAAAGGCUUCCCCCAGCUUCCGGUUGGCCCAGUAAGUGUGUUUGUGUUGUUAUUGUCCUUGUCUUUUCUGUAGCUGGAACUGAUUAAAUAUUGAGACACUUCCUAA
Gadus macrocephalus (Pacific cod) is the source of this 2727-nucleotide messenger RNA. RefSeq names its product TBC1 domain family member 10A. The record is from RefSeq and is a predicted model, not a curated record. The transcript is spliced from 15 exons. Bases 180 to 2156 code for a protein of 658 amino acids. NCBI's taxonomy places the organism in Eukaryota, Metazoa, Chordata, Actinopteri, Gadiformes, Gadidae.